Colletotrichum navitas is the source of this 1659-nucleotide messenger RNA. RefSeq names its product cytochrome P450. The coding region runs from base 1 to 1659 and encodes 552 amino acids. The transcript has a single exon. Gene Ontology annotation, molecular function: monooxygenase activity; iron ion binding; heme binding. Lineage: Eukaryota; Fungi; Ascomycota; Sordariomycetes; Glomerellales; Glomerellaceae. The record is from RefSeq and is a predicted model, not a curated record.
AUGACAACUGAGAUUCUCCUGCCAGGUCCAUGGCGCGAGUUCCUGGUGUCCAAAGCCCGCCAUGGCCUCCCGUUGUACAUCCUGAUACCCAUUCUUCUCGUCGCCAUCAAGGUCUCAGUCGGGCUUCAUCGCAGGAUCUCCCGCGCCCGCCGGGCCCGCAAGCUCUCAUGCCGCCCGCCGCCCCUCGAACCCUCGAGCCUCCCCCUCGGCAUCGACACCGUCCUCUCCUCCCUGCGCGCCGACCGGGAGCAACGCACGCCGGACCACGUCGCCGCGCGCUUCGCCGCCCUCGGCGCGUACACGUUCCGCAUUUCCCUCCUGGGCACGACGAACCUCGUCACGGCCGACCCGCGCAACAUCCAGGCCCUCCUCGCCACGCAGUUCUCCGACUUUGGCAUGGGCCUGGCCCGGAGCACCAGCCUCAAGACGGUGCUCGGCCGCAGCAUCUUCGCCGCCGACGGGGCGCCGUGGCGGGCCGCGAGAGAGAUGAUGAGGCCACUGUUCAGCCGCGACAACGUCUCGAGGCUCGACCUGCUGGAGGCGCACAUCCAAACGCUGUUCCUCUGCAUCGAGAAGGACUCGAUUACCACAUCAGAUGGUCGCUGGUCUGGCGCCGUAAGCCUCGCCUCGCUGUUCCCUUUUCUCACGCUCGACUCCGCGACAGAGCUAUUCCUCGGCCGGAGCACGUCCACCCUCGAAGCGCAUCUCCGGGGCGACGCCUCCCACCUGGGGACGGCGUUCAAUCGCGCGUUCGAGCGCAUGCUCACGAUCCUCGGUACUCGCAUGCGCCUGCGCAGCCUGUACUGGCUCUACGGCACCAAGGAGCUGCAGUCCUGCGUCGCGACCCUCCACGCCUUCGUCGACGACGCCGUCGCCGCCUCCGACCGCGCGCGGGCUCAGGGCUCCUCCCUGGCGCCGUACGACUUCCUCGACGUCCUGCGCGAGCGCUGCGCCGGCGGCGACGGGGAGGUAAGGGAGCAGGUCCUCGGCCUCCUCGCCGCCGGCCGGGACACGACCGCCUCGCUGAUGGGCUGGGCGUGGUACUGCCUCGUCCGCAACCCGCGCGUGUUCGCCAAGCUCCGCGCCGAGGUCCUCGCGGCGUUCGGGCCCGACGCGCCCCCGGAACAGCCCGCCGCCACCGCGGUGACCUUCGCGUCCCUGAAGCAGUGCGCGUACCUCCAGCACGUCCUCUCCGAGACCCUCCGCCUGCACUCCGUGGUGCCGUUCAACUCGCGCCGCGCGCUGCGCGACACGACCCUCCCCGCGGGCGGCGGGCCCGACGGCGAGAGCCCCGUGUUCGUGCCCGCGGGCACCGAGGUCAACUUCAGCACGCACGUCUUGCACCGACGCCCGGACGUCUGGGGCGAGGACGCGGGCGAGUUCGUGCCGGAGCGGUGGGAGGCGAAGAGGGGCGCGGCGGGCGCGGCGUGGCACUUUGUGCCGUUCAACGCCGGGCCGAGGAUCUGCAUCGGACAACAGAUGGCGUUGACGGAGGCCGGGUACGUGAUUGUGAGGAUGCUCCAGCGGUACGACGCCGUGGAGGGGUUAGACGUAGAUACGCGCCGGGACUGGCACAACUUCACCGUGGUCUGCAGUCCGGGGAGCCCGGUCGACCGGCACGAGGAGGUGCUCUGUCGGUUGAGAGUUGCUCGGAAGUGA